Trichophyton verrucosum HKI 0517 is the source of this 300-nucleotide messenger RNA. RefSeq lists its product as uncharacterized. The record is from RefSeq and is a predicted model, not a curated record. The transcript has a single exon. Bases 1 to 300 code for a protein of 99 amino acids. NCBI's taxonomy places the organism in Eukaryota, Fungi, Ascomycota, Eurotiomycetes, Onygenales, Arthrodermataceae.
AUGCAGCUUAUAUAUAUAGAGAGAGAGGUCUUCCUAUAUAUCAAAAACCAGCCAGAUAUGUCCAGACAGCGAGAGUUCACGGCUCAAUUGACCAAAAAGGAGCGACGAAUUGAACCAGGAGAAACGAGCGGCGGAAGAUCAAAAUGCACAAGCAAGUCCCGUCCUUGCUUCCUUGCUCUUCGCGCAGAGUAUCAGCUCCAUCAAGCUGUCGCCGUCUUCAAUCUUCAUCUUCGUCUUCUCUACGUCUUCAGCUUCGGCUUCUUUUUUUUUCACCUGCAGGAGAAAAUCUCGAGCUUCUGA